UUCUGCUCCGUUCAGAUUCGCUUUAGUUCAUUUCCGCAGCUGGCGGCGAUGGCAGCGAUUUCGAGCGAUUCCGCGAUUACGACCGAAUAGCACCUGUGAAGCGAGUUUUUGAUUCGAUUGCGAUUUCGAAUUCGGUUACGGUUACGGUUUUGGUUUUGGUUUCGGGAUCUAUAGAUUUUGUGGCGCCAGAUGAGCCAAGAAGUGGCCUCCAUUCCACCGGUUCACCCCUCGGCAACCUUGAACUUGGCCCCCAUAUUCCGCGAUUUGUUUCUCAAUUAGAUGCAGGCCAGUCAGUCAGAUGGUCAGUGAGUGAGUGAGUGCAUCUCGGAGUGUAUAAAAAUAAAUAGCAGCAGCGGCAGCAGCAGCAGCAGCACUAACCCAAAAUAAAAGCCAGCGCAGGAAGUACUGUGCUGCCAAUUUGCGGGCUUGCCAAGGAUAUACUAUACGGACCCCAUUGAGGCAUAGAAUAGAGCGAGUGACUGCCAUGGAGAAGAAGGUCUACCAGGACACCACCCGUCCGCUGCCUAAGACUCGGACGCGGUACUACAACAAGCAGGACAAGAGCGAUCUGGGCGAGGACUUCGUGGCCCCCGACGCGGGAUGGGCGUGGAUCGUCUGCGUCGCCGCUGGCGUUUCCAAUCUUUCCAUCUACCCCUGCCUGCAACAGUUUGGCCUCCUGUUCAAGGACCGCCUGGGCGAUCUGGGCAUGUCCAGUUCCGAGAUCACGACGAUCAUCAACACAAAUCCGGCCGUGUCGGCCUGCACGGGUCUGCUAAAUGGACCGAUGUUCAGGAGGUUCACCUUUCGGCAGGUGGCCAUGGCCGGCGCCCUUCUCAUUUCGGGCGGCAUCGUAUUGACCGCCUUCUGCGAAACCUUCCUGGGUUAUAUGGUGGCAUACGCCCUGCUCUUUGGCUUUGGAAUGGGCAUCAGUGUGUCGGCCUCCUCGCUGGCGAUCAACACGUACUUCCAGCAGAAGCGUCGUCGGGCGGCGGGCUUCUCGUGGACGAUCACGGGCCUGGGUCCGAUCUUCCUGCCGCACCUGGUCACCUUCAUGCUGACCAUCUACGGGGUCCAGGGGACGACGCUGCUCUUCGCGGCCAUCUCGCUGCACGCCUUCGUGUGUGCGCUGAUCUACCAGCCGGUGCGCUACCAUGUGAGGCCGCCGGCUGAGGUGGACGAACCGCCGGAUCAGGAGCAGCAGCCGGAGCCGCUGUGUGCCCACUGUGCCUGGCAGCAGAAGCGCGAGCCGGGCGGCAUCUUUACCAGCCAAUACCUGUGCCAGGACGACGAUGCCCAGCGACCCGGCUACGAGAUCUGUGAGCCCGGCACGCCGAUGCUCUCGCGGGCCAACGAUGGAUGGUACGGAUCGCGGCUGUCCCUCGCCUCCGGGCGCCAUCGAUUUCGAACCAUCUCCAGCUCCAAGGAUCUGGAGCAGACCCAGAGGUUGCAUUGCCCCAUCAGCGAGGAGCAGAGCAACGAGGCCGAGGAGUUCCUGCGGCCCAACAACUUUCGCAGGGAGCGUGUGGAGUCCAAUCUGGAGGCCAAGUUGCGUUGCCAGUGCGCCCAGAAACGGGAGGAGCACAACAAUAACAAGGGGAAGGAGCCCGAGGUGGAGGCACCGCUCCACGAUCCGCAGAUGAGUUUCCUGGCCAAAGUGGUCACCUUCUUCGAUCUGGACCUGCUGCGCGACUUCACCUUCGUCAAUCUGGUGGCCGGACUGACCAUCAUCAACUUCGGGGAGCUCAACUUCUCCAUACUGACGCCCUUCAUCCUGGAUGACUUUGGGUUCGACAAGCCGCAGAUCACGCUGGCCAUGUCGCUGCUGGCGGGAGUGGACAUAACCAUGCGAUUCCUGGUGCCCUUCCUCACCGAGAAGAUUCCGUGGGACAACCGGGUCUUCUUCCUCAUCGGAGUGGUGGGCAUCGCCAUCGGUCGCACGGUGGUGGCCUGCACGCGAUCCUACAGCAUGAUCCUCGCAAGCUUCGUGUGGAUCGGGCUCUGCAAGGGGGUGCGCACCAUCUUCUGGCCACUGAUCAUACCCGGCUACGUGCCGCUCAAUCGCCUGCCAGGAGCCUCCGGACUGCAGCUCCUGAUCUCCGGACUGUUCACCUUCAUCGGCGGACCAUUUGUCGGCUUAAUCCGGGAUCGGUACAACUUUUCGGUUACCCUGCACUGCCUCAAUAUGAUGUCCUUCGUGGCGGCUGCCUCCUGGUCCCUGGAGGCACUUGUUCGGCGGUAUCGGCGCAGGCAGCGAUUGUUGGACAGCUGAGGAGGUCCUCAGAUGGCGGUAUGCAACUCAAUGACAUUGUAGCAUAGGAUCAACACUUUUUUUUGCUAGCUUUAAGGAAAAGUUUUGUAUAAUAAAUGUGCCCAAACAAUAAUGUUAA
Messenger RNA from Drosophila rhopaloa, 2387 nucleotides. RefSeq lists its product as uncharacterized. Bases 485 to 2269 code for a protein of 594 amino acids. The transcript has 5 exons. Gene Ontology annotation, molecular function: monocarboxylic acid transmembrane transporter activity. The record is from RefSeq and is a predicted model, not a curated record. Lineage: Eukaryota; Metazoa; Arthropoda; Insecta; Diptera; Drosophilidae. Gene Ontology annotation, biological process: transmembrane transport; monocarboxylic acid transport.